This is a messenger RNA of Tetrahymena thermophila SB210, 534 nucleotides long. RefSeq lists its product as hypothetical. The transcript has 2 exons. Lineage: Eukaryota; Ciliophora; Oligohymenophorea; Hymenostomatida; Tetrahymenidae. The record is from RefSeq and is a predicted model, not a curated record.
AUGGAUAACUAAAUUAAAAUACAAGAACUUAUUGUCAACAAAGUUACAAAGUACAAUAAAAUAACAUAAAGCUAACGCUUUGAACUCCUCAGCUUGGUUCUGUUUAAAAAAUUCACUAUUAAAAAGGCAGCAAACAGGUUAGACAUAAACUACUCUUCAGCUAAAACCAUUCUACAUACUCAUAGAAAGCGCUAAAGAUAUAACAAUAUCUCUAAUCAGAAAAAAUUAAUGCCAAUUUGCUCAACAAAACCUAUUUAAAAGCUAAAGAAACAAUUCUAAAACUAAUUUGAAAUAGUAGUUUCUCAGGGAGGAUAGAUAAUAAACAAGCCCAAAGAUGGAGAACAAAUCAAUUACAAGAAAAUUAUGGAAAAUUUUAAAUAAUAAUUUAUUCCAUUGCAGCAGGUGAUAGAAAUUUAACCAAAAAACAGGUCUAUUAUCUAAAGGAAUUAGGACAUACUUAAUCAAAACAAUGGCAUGAAAACACAAUAUUAUUUUAUAAAAAUAGAGAAAUAAGAUGAAUAAAACCAUCUCUGA